Molecule: messenger RNA, 1818 nt
Organism: Phyllostomus hastatus (greater spear-nosed bat)
Lineage: Eukaryota; Metazoa; Chordata; Mammalia; Chiroptera; Phyllostomidae
Gene: GABARAPL1
Product: GABA type A receptor associated protein like 1
Exons: 4
Coding region: 259-612 (117 amino acids)
Biological process (GO): cellular response to nitrogen starvation; autophagy of mitochondrion; macroautophagy
Cellular component (GO): autophagosome membrane; cytosol; autophagosome
Molecular function (GO): GABA receptor binding; ubiquitin protein ligase binding
Source: RefSeq, a predicted model, not a curated record
GCCCUGUUGUUUUUGUGUUCCCAGCUCCUGGGAAAAGCCACCGGAAAUUCUUUACCUGGACACCCUCAACCUGCGGACGGUGGGACUGGAGAUCCCUUCCGAAAGCUCUGCCGAGCUGCGUGGCGUCGGGAGCUUCUGUCUCCGUAGCGAGUCUGAUACCCGUUGAAAUUUGGUGGAGGGAAGCGAGGCGGGAGAGACGCAAUCAUCAGCGAGGAAGGCAGGCCCCGUCCGGGGAUCUUAGGAACCCUGCGGUCCAUCAUGAAGUUCCAGUAUAAGGAGGACCAUCCCUUUGAGUAUCGGAAAAAAGAAGGAGAAAAGAUCCGGAAGAAAUAUCCGGACAGGGUUCCUGUGAUCGUGGAGAAGGCUCCUAAGGCCAGGGUGCCUGACCUGGACAAGAGGAAGUACCUAGUGCCCUCUGACCUCACGGUUGGCCAGUUCUACUUCUUAAUCCGGAAGAGGAUCCACCUGAGACCUGAGGACGCCUUAUUCUUCUUUGUCAACAACACCAUCCCUCCCACCAGCGCCACCAUGGGCCAGCUGUAUGAGGACAACCACGAGGAAGACUAUUUUCUGUAUGUGGCCUACAGUGAUGAGAGUGUCUAUGGGAAGUGAGUGGCGGAAGUCCAGCAGAUGGGAGCACCUGGACUCGGGGGUAGGGGGAGGGGGUGUGUGUGGGACUUGGGGGAGAGAAGGGGGGGCUCCCACGACGGAGGAGACAGAAGGUGAAGACAUCUGGAAACACUACACCGCACACACCGUCACCAUAUUUUCACCUGCUCAAUUGAUAUUUUUUGCUGCUUCCUCGGCCCAGGGAGAAAGCAUGUCAGAACAGAGCUAUUGGAUUAGCUUUGCUUGAGGAAUGGAGAUGAUGUAAUUUCACAGCAUUGCUGCAAAUUUUUGUGUAAUUUUUUUUUUUAAUAGAAGAGUCAGGAAGUGAGCAGGUUGGGGCCAGAGAUGAUUGUGGACCAGCAUCAACUUCCGGCUCUUCCCUUCUCUUUGGGCAGAGAUUCUCUUUUUGACAUUUGCACAAGUUAGCUAGAAGAAGAGGAUGGGAAUGUUUUAGGACUACUGGUAGUGGACCAUUCCUGGGGACCAAAGGAGACACAUUGUAAUGAAAACAUUGUGUCCCGUCUCUCCUGUUGUCACACCUCUUCUUCUCCACACCUCCUCCUUUCCACUCCCCAUCCCAGUCAUAACCUCACACACAAACGUCACAGUACCGCCCCAGUGGUGGUGGUAGACAUCUGACAGAAACUUAGAUAGAGCUCUCUUACUUUAGGAAAUUAGGGGCCAGGCGUGAAGGAUACGUGAUUAUGAAGAUAGUUUGGAUAGCAUUUAACUGGAACUGAUGAAGUAUUGAACAUCUCUGCCUAACCUGCUGUCUCUCUGGUGCCCCUUAUUCCAUACCUACCGUGGAGUUUAAUGAGCCUCAGCCAUUUCCAAUUACAGACUCAAGGGAUGUCCUCCCUCCCUGCUGUCCCUUCAGUCUCACAUGCACAGAAACGCUAAGUGAUGGCCAGCUGCCUCCCUCUGUGGGUUUUCAUUUACUGCAGCUGCUAGUUAGAAAAGUUUGAGGGGAUGACUUUUAGUAAUUUGUGGGAUUCUGUUGAUUCUGAUUAUUUUCACUGUAGGGGUUAUGGGUGGGGGUGGGGAGCAGGAAUUGCACUUGGACGUAACAUAUCAGUUCAUCUCUGCUAAUGAAACGGGUCCUUCCGCUGGGGGGGAAUCUGUGUUGAUUCUGUCAGCUGCAGGCUCUUGUUUAAUGAAGUUUAUACUGUCAGGCCAAGGAAAUAAAGUAAUUGCAUACCUUAAAAACCC